CUGGGCCGUAUCUCGCAAAGUAUCUCCAACGAAAAGAUAUGCAGUCCGGAUUUUCCUCGUCUUCCAGAGUCUAAAGCACAUCAUUUUUAUGUCACUUUCAACCUCACGUUGCUCUCUCCUUCAGCUCCGAAGCUGCAGUGAUCUACACGAAGAUGCCGUGGCUACAGACGCAAACCUACGAAGGCUUCACAGAGAAAAUGUCUGAAAUUGAUACAGGCCGAUCUGCUGAUCUAACCAUAAAUGUGUGGCCAACGGCAACAAACUGCAUAGACUGGUCACAGGAUGCAGAUAUUGUCGUUGCCGCCGGCGAUGACGUACAGCUGCUGAUCCCAAAAUUGAAGACCAUGGAUGAUGCGCCGACUGCUAUGUGGGAGCUCAUUCGUCUACGGGUGAACGCAUUUUCGGACGCAGAACUCGAGCAGCAGGAUCCUAUCUCGUCCAGAUCUGCUUCCAUUGGCGAGGAGAUCUCGACCGCAGAAGCAGUAGCAGUGAAAUGGACGCCUCCUGGAAUUGCAAAGCAUGGGCGCUGCGGCCUGUUUGUUCACACGCAAAAUCUGCUGCUGAGCAUAUGGGCUCCGGAAAAUCGACCGAAGUCGCCGCAGGACUGGAAACGUCGCACGAUCGUGAACAGAGAACUGCAGAGACAUUACGAGCGGAUCUAUCCAAAGGAGAAGCAAAAGCCGGGGCAGCCACGCAGCGAAAGACUAAAGGAGCUAAUUCGUGUGCGUGCCUUUGGGUUAAGCAAGCAUGACGGAACAAACAAGCACCCUGCUCUUGCACACCAUCUCGAAAACGUCUGCUACAUCGCGACGUCUAACGACAACAACGAUGUUGUCAUAUUGAGAUGCUUCAGAGGCGACGAGGAGGAUGGAGGCAUUCAACUCAAAGCCGAAGCGCACUUUUCAAUCACAGGAGAGAAUCCAACACAGUCGAACCUGACGUGGACUUUCGAAGACUACAUGGUCAAGUCUCGAUUCGUGCAGCAUCUCUCAUGGAGCCCUUGGAUAAGAACUCGGGACGGAGGUUUGAAAAGUCUUUUGGCUUGUGGAACCCGUUCCAAGUUGUGCUUCAAGUGUGUGCAUCUGCUCUUCCUGAAUGGCGAGCCAAAGAUUGAGAUAGAGGACUUUGAGGGUUCGGUAAAUCUGGAAACUCCUUGGACUUCAGACGUGAUUCUAGAUUGGCUAUCCGAAUCCAAUGAAGAAGAAUAUGGCAAGUUACUUGCGUAUACAGCCGACGAGGUUAUGCUUUUCACCAUCGAUAUGCUUGGAGAUGCUAUAAUAAGGCACGCCAAGUACGAGAGAAAAGAAUGGGGUCAGGUUGCCGGCGCCUUGUUUUUACUAGACAGCAAUCGUGGAAAAACAUUUGCUCAGUUUCUACGUCAUAUGUCGAUAUCUGACAAUAUCCUCACUUGCUUGGAGCUUGAUGACCUGUCGCCGACCGACGUUCACAACAGUGGCUUAAUAGACGCUGUCAAACACAAUCGAAAAAUCUACGAUUCGAAGUUUGGUACACAUGGAGAUGUACUUGUUCGAAUAUGGGGACUCGCGGGCUCUCCAUUGCAUGAUCUGGCUGUUCUUAGUGCGACUUUCCACCCUAGCAACUCGCCAGAAUAUAUCAUUCCUGCCGACAUGAGCUCUCGUGUUAUAUUCCAAAGCACAGGCAGAGAUGACUUUAUGACACAGGCCAUUCAGCAGAGCGCGAGCUCUGAAGCCAUUGCAUUCAGCGCGAAGUGGAUAACCAAGGACCUCAAGACGCAGCCUGAAAAGAACAAGGCUACUUGGGCGCUGCUCGAUCAGAUCGACAAAGCAAUGGCAGCAAUCACAAUUCACGAGCCAGACCCUGCGACCUCAAGCUUUAAAGAUUUGCUCUACACAUCGAACUCGCUCACAAGGUUGCGAUACGAGCGCAUUCUGUCACUUGUCACGGGCCACAACGACGCAGCCGCUGAGAUGGAGAAGCAAGUCCUGGAGCACCUCGCAAUCAAGGUCCUUCAAGUACCUCCCUCACGAUACACGGAUUCAAAGCACAGUCGAUUAGUGCUUUCCAAUUUGCGACGGAUCCUUGUCAAGCUCAACCUAAGCACCGACAAGGCGCACGACGAAGCAUGCGAAAAGUGCGACAUCUGCAUGUCGAGCAUCAAUUUUGACGAGUACGCUUUUGCGCAAUGUAACAAGGGACACAAGUUUCGUCGCUGCGCCCUCACAUUUCUCGCUAUUCAGGCACCGCGCAUCUCGAAGUCAUGCGGGAUAUGCGGCAAACAGUAUCUACGGUCAUCUCACGUGGAGAAUCAGAAUCCGGCUGCCGUCAGGGGCGACGACGUCGAUAUGAUAGAUGCAAGCGCUGAUGCGAGCGCGCCGACGAUCCCUCUAACAGAGCUGCUGUUAACGGCAUGCAUUAGAUGCAUCUAUUGUGGUGGGAAGUUUGUAGGAUGAUAUUGUACGGCUACGCGGGCGCGGUGUUGUUUUCUGAGCAAUUGACGACCAACAACAGCCUAAAGUCCCCUUACGACGAAAAGAAAAUCGAGUGGCAUUCUCUUAUUCGAUACCCUUAUUACAUGAAAUAUUGACAACGUGAAAAUUGAUCAGCGCUGCAUAUCUAUACCAGGAGUGCUACGCACAAUUUAACCAGUUAGAAUGCUUUCUAGGCCUGCAUUUUGCCA
This is a messenger RNA of Verruconis gallopava, 2659 nucleotides long. RefSeq lists its product as uncharacterized. Gene Ontology annotation, molecular function: histone acetyltransferase activity. The transcript has 4 exons. The record is from RefSeq and is a predicted model, not a curated record. Gene Ontology annotation, biological process: transcription initiation at RNA polymerase III promoter. Gene Ontology annotation, cellular component: transcription factor TFIIIC complex. NCBI's taxonomy places the organism in Eukaryota, Fungi, Ascomycota, Dothideomycetes, Venturiales, Sympoventuriaceae. The coding region runs from base 153 to 2432 and encodes 759 amino acids.